Messenger RNA from Dama dama (fallow deer), 933 nucleotides. Its product is annotated as olfactory receptor 14A16-like. Lineage: Eukaryota; Metazoa; Chordata; Mammalia; Artiodactyla; Cervidae. The transcript has a single exon. Bases 1 to 933 code for a protein of 310 amino acids. Gene Ontology annotation, biological process: G protein-coupled receptor signaling pathway. Gene Ontology annotation, cellular component: membrane. The record is from RefSeq and is a predicted model, not a curated record. Gene Ontology annotation, molecular function: olfactory receptor activity; G protein-coupled receptor activity; odorant binding.
AUGGACAACUUUACCUCUAGGAGCACAUUUUUUCUUAUGGGAUUCAGUGAUAUUCGGGAGAUCCAGAUCUUUCAUGCUGUGCUCUUUUUGCUAAUUUACCUGGCAGCCCUGCUUGGGAAUCUUCUUAUCAUCACACUUACCACCAAGGAUCAUUGCCUCCACACGCCAAUGUACUUCUUCCUGAAGAACUUAUCCUUUCUGGAUGUUGGCCUCAUUUCCAUCCCUGUCCCCAAAUCCAUCAUGAACUCUCUGACUAAUGACAACACCAUUUCAUUCCUUGGAUGUGUUUCACAGGUAUUUUUCUUUUUCCUCUUAGCCACUACAGAAGUAGUGCUACUCACAGUCAUGUCCUAUGACCGCUAUAUUGCCAUCUGCCACCCACUCAGGUAUGACAUUAUCAUGAGCCAUGGAGCCUGUGUGCAGAUGGUUGCCUUUUCAUGGCUCAGUGGAAGUCUCAAUGCAAUUCUGCACACAGCUUUUACCUUUUCCACACCCAUGUGUGGAUCUCCUGAAGUUCAUCAGUUCUUCUGUGAUGUCCCACAACUGCUCUCUCUGGCUUGUUCAUUUAACACUGGGGAAUUAGUAGUCAUUGGGCUCAGCCUAGUGCUAGAUUUUGGCUGUUUUGUGUUUAUUGAUAUAUCUUACAUUCACAUCUUCUCCACUGUGCGAAGGAUACCCUCCAGACAAGGCAGAUCCAAAGCUUUCUCCACAUGCUUGCCACACCUCCUUGUUGUGACUUUGUUUCUCUCUUCUGGGUAUUUUGCCUACUUACGCCCAUUACCCAAAUCUCCAUCACUUUUGGAUUUGUUAAUUUCGGUAUUCUAUACUAUGGUGCCACCCACCAUGAACCCCCUCAUCUACAGCCUGAGAAAUAAGGAUAUGAAGAUGGCACUAAGGAAACUGAAAAUAACUGGAUAUUUUCAAUCAAAUUAG